Messenger RNA from Trichoderma citrinoviride, 1515 nucleotides. RefSeq names its product Rtt106-domain-containing protein. The record is from RefSeq and is a predicted model, not a curated record. The transcript has 4 exons. NCBI's taxonomy places the organism in Eukaryota, Fungi, Ascomycota, Sordariomycetes, Hypocreales, Hypocreaceae. Bases 1 to 1515 code for a protein of 504 amino acids. Gene Ontology annotation, molecular function: histone binding; nucleosome binding.
AUGGCCCAGUCGCUCAAUUCGCAGCGGAUAUCCGCCGUCUUCCAGGCCCGGCCAGACAUCAUCGCCAGCAUCAAGCAAGCUGCAGACUCUCCCAGCCGGAUUGCCCUGUUCAACAACAUCGCCGACCACGUCUACGAACGAUUGCAGGAAAACGGAGAGCCAGCGCAAAAGAAGCGGAAAGUCGGCGCAGAGCAGCAAGCAAAUGGCAGUCCCAGCAGUCAAGCGACCCUGUCCAAUGCAGCAGAUGAAGAUGUCCUUUUAGAGGUCAAGGAGAUUUCCGUCGUUGUCCCGCAGAGGAAAAAGCUCGAAAUCUGCUUCACUGCAAACCACUUAUAUGCCAGGGCCCCUGGAACGACAGCUCCUCUUCCGGGCAUUAGCUAUGCAUGGAGAGAUAUUGAAUAUGCCUUCUUUCUCCCCGUCCCUGACAAGGCUCAGGUUCAACACAACUACGUCAUAUUCCCUAAAGGAACUUGUCUGCCCUCCAAGGCAGGUAACCCGCCUUCCGCGGAGCCAUUCGUCUUCACAGUCCCCAUCACCGCCCCAAAGCAAGGAACGGUUGGAGGGUCGGAGGCAGGGGCUGCGGCUGCAGUAUCAGACACAUACAAGUCUCUGUUCCACUGGGCCCUGAGCACCCGAUUACAGGCGGCAGGUAACGGUGUCAAGAUCGUCUCUGCCGACCCCAACAAGUUUCGCAGCAUGGUGCGCCAGCCCCAUCGACCCAAUGAAACGGCAGUUCAUGUCAGCGGUUUCAGGGGCUCAAAGGACGGCUUUCUUUUCUUCCUCGAGAACGGCAUCUUGUGGGGAUUCAAGAAGCCGCUCAUCUUCAUUCCAAUCAACCGCAUUGCUGCAAUCAGCUACACCAACAUCCUUCAAAUUACGUUCAACAUUCUAGUCGAAGUCUUCACCGACGAGGAGGGCAACACAGAGGAGCUGGAGUUUGGCAUGCUGGACCAGCAAGAUUACGGCGGCAUCGAUGAGUAUGUCAAGAUGAACGGCCUUCAAGACAGGAGCAUGGCUGAGCAGAGGAAGGCAAAGCUGCAGCUGGCCGAAAACAAGGGCCCCAAGAAGAAGGACGGGGAAGCCGAAAAUGGCGAAGCUGGGGCCGUCGAGGGAGAAGGAGAUGGCAUGACGGAGCUGGAGCGCGCACAGCAUGAAGCUGAGCAGCAGUUACAAGAUGAAGAGGACGAAGACGAAGAAGACUAUGACCCCGGCAGUGAGGGCGAUAGCGAAGGAUCGGGCUCUAGCGAUGAUGAUGAUGACGACGACGAUGACGACGAUGAAGAUGAUGACGAAGACGAUGAGGAGGAAGGCGAGGGAGAAAACGAAGGCGAGCCCGAAGAAGAAGAAGAAAAGAUCAAGGAGGAACCGCCCAAGCCUCCAGCCGCAAAAGAAGUCAAAACGGAGACACCCAACGUGCCUGUUCGAAGCGGCUGGGCGGCUUUCACUUCCAGACCAGCAGCCCCUGACGUGGACAUGGCCGAGGGUGAUGACGAAAAGUUUGAUGUGGUGGGAUGA